Messenger RNA from Blepharisma stoltei, 1572 nucleotides. Lineage: Eukaryota; Ciliophora; Heterotrichea; Heterotrichida; Blepharismidae. The record is from the annotation of a GenBank genome assembly.
AUGAAGUCAGGACAACUGUAAUAUCCAUACAGAAUCAUAAUGAAAACAAUGACUUGGGGACGAGACUCACAUAACUUAUUCGACUACGAGUCACGAAAUUGCUUCAAAAAGCAACUGCAAACUUCAAGUUCGUGCCAAAUCGCCCGUGCGGAAACUGAUGUAAAUUUACUGUCUCUCCCAGCAGAAUCACGAAGACUUGGCCCAAACUCAAAUAUUCUUGCUACAGUUUCGCAAGAAAACGGCAACUUUUAUAUAUCCUUAUUUAAUUUUAAUAAUAAAUUUCUAAUAAAGCCAAAUUUUAAAUAAAAUUCAUCAAAAAUAUUAUAAAUUCCGAAGACGAGCCCCUCUGGCAAAUUGUGAGAUCUUUGAAAACACAAGACGGACCAGGCCAUGUCCUAAAAAAAGACGAUGUAAUUAAAUUGGGGAGAGCUUGCUAUAAAAUCAAAGAACUUAAUUUUGGCCAAGACGACUCUUCGAGCGAGCAAACACAAGAAAGCGAAGAAGAAUCAAUGAAUGAAGUCCCAGAAGAGCACGAAAGCGGUGUCUGCAGGAUUUGCUUCUGCGAGAGCGAGCCUGAAAAUCCUUUGAUUGCUCCUUGCAAUUGUACAGGGUCAGUAAAGCAUAUCCAUCUUCAGUGCUUACAAAAAUGGCUUUCUUAUCAUAUGUCCACUAACUUUUUAAUUAUUUUUGCAUUUUUUAAUUAAUUUUAAAUCAAAAAAAAAAUUAGAAUUAAUUAUGAGGGAUUAAGCAGAGUGAUAAUUCUGCUGUUUAUCACUGGAAAACUAUUGAAUGCGAGCUUUGCAAAGGCACUUUUCCAUUUAGUUUGGGUAUAAAGGGCAAAGACCAUAACUUAUUCCAAGUCGAAAAAUCCGGGAUGCCUUAUAUAGUUCUUGAGGCUUCAGGUCAGGGCAAAGGUAACGCAAAGGGAGCACACGUCAUAACUUUUUCCAACAAUUCCACAGUAAAAUUGGGAAGAGGACAUGAAAGUGACGUCAGAAUUUCUGAUAUCUCGGUUUCAAGGUGUCAUGCUAUUAUAAGAUUUGAAAAUAACCAAUUCAUCUUAUUCUAUCCAUUCUUGAUCGAGCAGCCCGCUGCUGCUUGGUUAAGGUUAAGAAUUUUCGUAAAAACGGGCUUGCAAAUAAUGUUAGCGCCGCUUAAUUAAUUUUCCUUUUAUGCGCUAGCAAUAAAAAAUAGAGCAUGAAUAUAUUAAAAAUACGCUAGAUCCCAUUAGAAUUGCUCAAAAGCAAUUAUACUAUAAUAUCUCUAAUAUUCGUUAUAAUAAAAUAUAGAUAUUUAGAUUUAAAGAAGGAGGGUUUCAUACUUGGCCUUAUAAAAAUUGUUCGGUCAAGGAGGUAGAGGGAGCUAGAAGACAAUAAUUCCAAAUUUGGCACAUUAUUGCAAGUGGCCAAGCCAAUAGGGAUGACACUUAAUUCAACAAUUGCAUUGCAAUGUGGAAGAACUGUGCUGGCUUUAUCUUUAAAGGCUGUGAACUCAAAUUUGGGUUCACUAAGUCCUUAUGAUACAUCGAUAGAUGAAGCUGAAAAUUAUGUUCCGUACAAAAGAAGUUUAUAG